This is a messenger RNA of Gadus chalcogrammus (walleye pollock), 1345 nucleotides long. RefSeq names its product nodal homolog. Lineage: Eukaryota; Metazoa; Chordata; Actinopteri; Gadiformes; Gadidae. Gene Ontology annotation, biological process: BMP signaling pathway; SMAD protein signal transduction. The coding region runs from base 1 to 1200 and encodes 399 amino acids. The transcript is spliced from 4 exons. Gene Ontology annotation, molecular function: growth factor activity; cytokine activity; type I activin receptor binding. Gene Ontology annotation, cellular component: extracellular region. The record is from RefSeq and is a predicted model, not a curated record.
AUGAACGGAAUUACUUUGCUUUUUCUCUGCGCUCUUCUGACGGAUUUAGUUCGUGUUGGAGAUGCCACGGAUCCCUUCUUCGGGAGCCACCGCAGCGACGCGGCGCUGCACCGGAUGCGCGGUCUCCCGCAGCCGGCUGGCAGCGGUCGCGGCAACAGGCUGCCGCUGUACAUGAUGCAGCUGUACCGCACGCUGCGGGCCGAGCAUGUGACCACCAAGGCCCUGGCGAUGGGCCCCGCGUCGGGGGUCCGGCACGACGACAACCCCGGCCUGCACCAGGCGGACGCUGUGAUCAACCUCGUCGCCAAAGCUUGCCAGCAGAGAGGAGAGAGAUGGUCAGUGACCUUCGACCUGUCCUCCAUCACCGACAGCGAGGACGUCCAGCGCUCGGAGCUGCGCCUCCGCCUGCCCGCCUUCUCCCAGUCCCCCCGGGCCACCGUGGCCCUCUACCACUCCUCCCUGCGGGGGGGCGGCACCGCCGUGCUCCUGGGCCGUCUUAGGGCCCGCCCCGCCUCCAUGACCUCCACCUCCUCCUGGAAGGUGUUCAACAUGACGGAGCUGCUCGUCCGCUGGGAGGUGGAGGGGAGGGUGGAGCACGCGCCCGCCCACCAGGUGAUGUUGGUGGUGUUCUCCAAGCAGAGCCCCGGCUCCGGGGGCCGGCGAGGGAACACGCUGAUCCACACAGCCGAGCAGUCCAAGUACGUGAGCCUGGAGAGGGAGCGAAGCCCCCACAGCAGUGGGUCGGGCCACCGAGCCAAGAGGCACCAGCCCCAGCACAACCAUCACCACCACCAUCACCACAAGCAGGAGCACAAAGGUCAGGUGCACCAGGCUGUGGCCUACCCCGCGCCCCCCGCUCCAGCUCCAGCUGUGGAGGAGAAGCCCGGCCAGCUGUGCCGGAAGGUGGACAUGUGGGUGGACUUCGGUCGGAUCGGCUGGAGCGAGUGGAUCGUGUACCCCAAGGGGUACAACGCGUACCGCUGCGAGGGCGCCUGUCCCAGCCCCCUGGACGAGACGUACACGCCGACCAACCACGCCUACAUGCAGAGUCUCCUGAAGCUCCAUCACCCGAAGAAGGCCCCGUGUCCGUCCUGCGUGCCCACGCGCCUGGCGCCGCUCUCCAUGCUCUACUACGAGAACGGCAAGAUGGUGAUGAGGCACCACGAGGACAUGGUGGUGGAGCAGUGCGGAUGCCACUGAUUCAGAGAUUUCAUUGGACAUUUUUUGCUGUGAGAGACACUGCCCCUUGUAGGAUCUAAAAAAACUGCAAAAAUGGCGAUCGACGCUACGCACAGACCUCCCUUUGGCACUUAAUUUUGGACGGCAACGAUCGGUGAGAAAAUUA